This is a messenger RNA of Engraulis encrasicolus (European anchovy), 3043 nucleotides long. It is a transcript of the gene ccdc28b, whose product is annotated as coiled-coil domain containing 28B. The transcript is spliced from 6 exons. The record is from RefSeq and is a predicted model, not a curated record. The coding region runs from base 356 to 997 and encodes 213 amino acids. NCBI's taxonomy places the organism in Eukaryota, Metazoa, Chordata, Actinopteri, Clupeiformes, Engraulidae.
GAUCGCUAUGGUUGGUGAGCUUACAGCCUUUGUGGAAGAGAAGCGCGGAACAGCAAGUGACUGAUACCUGUUUCAGGAGGAGCUCCGGCGAUGGAAAACGUUAUAGCUCCAUCCUCACGACAGUUUGCAGCCUUUGCCGCUGCAUAAAUUGUGCUGUGUCGACGCACAAAGUGGGGGAGGCUCAUCCAACACUGCUGGUGGUGUAGAGGACACAUCUCCCUCUCCCCCUAUUCUGUCCCUCUUCCUCUCUAGCCCUCUCUCUCUCUCUCUCUCUCUCUCUCUCUCUCUCUCUCUCUCUCUCUCUCUCUCUCUCUCUCUCUCUCUCUCUCUCUCCAAACGUAGGUACAGCACAGCUAUGGAGGACAAAAGGAAGAAGCGGAGCCCCAAAGUCUCCCUCCCUCAGCCGCCUCCACCUCCCAUCAAUCCUCGCAAGCUGCCCGCGCUGCCGGCCAGCAAGAGUGCCACCUUCUCCCUUGGGCUGCCCCAGCCGCCCUCCCCCAAGAACAGGAGCAAGUACAAGCGCUCGGUGGGGAUGGUGGGACAGCCCAGAGAGGUCCUCGCUGUUCCCCUACUUCCACCAAAGAACCCCAGCCGUCCCCAUAAGGAGAAGGCGAGGGCCCCCCAGCCUGCGGGCCCCAGCAAGGUGACCCAGUCCUCCCCCAUGCAGCACUCCUUCCUCACCGACGUCUCGGACGUCAGGGAGAUGGAGGGAGGCCUCCUCAACCUGCUCAACGACUUCCACUCCGGCAAACUGCAGGCCUUUGGUAAGGUGUGUUCGUUUGAGGAGCUGGAGCACGUGCGUGAGAUGCAGGAGAAGCUGGCUCGCCUUCACUUCAGCCUGGACAGCCAUGUGGAGGAGCUCUCAGAAGACCAGCGCAAGAACGCCUCCGACCGCAACCUGGAACACCUGCUCUGCAAUCUCGAAGAACUCAGCAGCUCCAUACAAAAACUACACCUGGCCGAGAAUCAAGACCUUCCCAAGUCAUCUGGGCCCUGAAGCAACCGCAAAAGGGCAUGGAGUCAAGAGGACACACACACACACACACACACACACACACACACACACACACACACACACACACACACACACACACACACACACACACACACACACACACACACACACACAUUCCAUCAUUUCCAAAGCAAAGGCGCCACAAAGAUUGCCUACAUUUGACUACAUUUCAACUGCCAAAAAAGCGAUGUUAUGUUUGUUAUGUUUUUUUUAUUUCUUUGUUAAAUGGAAACUGGCAAGGGAAAUGUCUCAUAGUUGUGACGAAACAGAACAGAAGCACAGACCAUGCAUUGACCAAAUUCAGGUAAUGUGGUGGAUAUUUGUAACCUGUGUCAGUGGAAUGUUUUUCAAAAAGACAAAUUCUUUAGCAGUAAAAAGCCAUCUCAAAUGAAGACACUGGAGCCUUGUGUGCUAUACUGCAUGACGGGAAAGACCAAUGGACUGAAGGUCCGGCAAGACCUCAGCCACUUAGCAGAUGCUUUCAAAGGCACGUGGAACUGAUUGCUAUGGAUUGCGAGUCCCCACGGUGCGGUCCUCCCCUGUAUUGAUGGCAGGUAAUGGUGCUGUAAUCUCCUCAUCAUGUUUUGCUUUCCUGGUAUGGCUUUCAUUAUGUACCGGGUUAAAAGUGCAACUCGUCCUCCCUCAUCUCUCUCUCUCUCUCUCUCUCUCUCUCUCUCUCUCUCUCUCUCUCUCUCUCUCUCUCUCUCUCUCUCGCACGCGCGCUCUCGCUCAUGCAUUCAUGCAUACACUCACAUACACAUACUGUAUGUUUCUCUGUACUGUGCAUUCUCUCUCUCUCUCUCUCUCUCUCUCUCUCUCUCCCAGGUAAAGGGUGUAAAAGCAUUUCCCUGCAUUGUUGUUGUUGUUCUCCGCCCCUAAUAGUCUCUCCAUGACUCAUAAGGGUUGUGAAACAGAGCGAGGCUGACAUCUGUCAUAAUUUAAGACAAUUAUUUUUUUUCCCGCUUACACUCUGAGUGCAAACAUUUUGACCAGAGUCUAUCCCUGACAAAUGUUGCUUUAUUACAUCAGGAAAAACUCUUUUGUGAAAAAAUACAAAGUAGUUGCUGUAUUUACUGAUUUUUUUUGCGUAUGUGCUCUCCUAUGAAAUGUGAAAACGACGAGGUAGGCACAGUCUUGAUAAUACAAUAACACUUCUGUCCCCCAAAUGUCUCAUCCACAACUGAUAGAAUUCAGUGUCAUAUAACGUGUCAUAUGUCUUUUGUGCAAUUUGUCUAUGAAGCUUGGACUUUAAUGAAAUGUGUCCUCUAUAUUCUUAUUCUGACCAAUCAGAAAAUACAUGUUCAGGUUCAGAAAUAGAUGAGUGUUUUAGUCAGUCGUCUCUCUCGUGCACCAUUAGUCUGUCUAAAACCAGUUUUCGUCAGUCAGAUAUCUUGCUCUGAGUAACACAUGCAGCACUUCCAAUAGAUGCUAACACAGGCCUUGUUUAUUUUAUUUGCAAAGUGUACCUUUAAUUUUCAGACUCAUGCUGGCUGCCUUUAUUGCUGACAGACAUUUGUUACAUUUCUGUAAGAAAACAGCAUUGAAUUAGUUGUGCUAUUUUGUUGCUUUAAAACCAAUGAUGUUUUGAUAUGCAUUCAAUCAAAAAGGUCACAUUUGAAAUACAGUACUUUUAAUGUAAAUUUUGAUACCAUUGUUUCCCAGCAAUGCAUAUUCUGUUUUCGAUGUGUUGCUGUACCCCCAGGUUUUCCUCAAGUAAUUAUUUACACCGUUUAGUAAAGCACAAGUCUAGAAACCAUAUUUGAUACUGUGAUGCAACCUUAGGCCUAUUGUGCAGCCAGAGCUCAUUGUAAAAAAAUAAAUCUACAGCUGUACACACAUACGUUCCCAAAUUUCUGACUUUAAAAAGCUUGUGUUCAUCAGAUAGUCAAUUGCAUUCAAACCGCCCGCCUUUGUCUGGCCACAAAACAACCUAAGCCAUAGCCGAAGUACAGAAUCUAUUUUUCUUUGCAGGCUCAAAUCAGAAAUUGUGUAAAUUGAUGUUGUUAUUAAAUGGGCCUGUUGCCCCAA